AUGGCCAAAAAGUCCCCUCUCUUCUCCUUCCUCCUACUCCUUCCCUUCCUCCUAACUCUCACCCAAGCAACAUCCAAAGACCAGCCAUGCAAACACAUAGUUCUCUACUACCAUGACAUACUCUUUAACGGCACCAACGUCGCCAACGCAACCUCCGCUCAAGUUGCAGGCACCAACGCUCCCCUCGGCGACUUCUUCUUCGGAAAGCUCAUCGUCUUCAAUGAUCCCAUCACCGCCGACCACCACCUGUUUUCUCCUCCGAUUGCCAUGGCGCAGGGGUUCUAUUUCUACAACAUGAAGACGAACUACAACGCAUGGUUUGCUUUUACUUUGGUCUUCAACUCUACGGAGUAUAAGGGGACGAUCAAUAUCAUGGGAGCUGAUUUGAUGGCGAUGGAAACUAGGGAUUUAUCGGUUGUUGGUGGUACUGGAGAUUUCUUCAUGGCGAGAGGGGUUGUAACUUUGAGGACUGAUACGUUUCAAGGAUCUGCCUAUUUUCGUCUUCAAAUGGAUAUUAAACUAUAUGAAUGUUAUUGAAG
Molecule: messenger RNA, 539 nt
Organism: Phalaenopsis equestris
Lineage: Eukaryota; Viridiplantae; Streptophyta; Magnoliopsida; Asparagales; Orchidaceae
Product: dirigent protein 5-like
Exons: 1
Coding region: 1-537 (178 amino acids)
Source: RefSeq, a predicted model, not a curated record